Messenger RNA from Physcomitrium patens, 7614 nucleotides. NCBI's taxonomy places the organism in Eukaryota, Viridiplantae, Streptophyta, Bryopsida, Funariales, Funariaceae. The record is from RefSeq and is a predicted model, not a curated record.
AAGGGGCGUCCACAUUCUGAACGUCGCGGCAAUCCCUAAUUCGGAAGGGUUCGAAGCUCGUGAGGUUUAGCAAAUCAAGCCAUGGCUAUGGCGACGAAGCUUGGAUUGUGAAUGCGGUGGGAUCAUUCACCACAAUGCCGAAAGCUCGUAGGCCAUUGUGCCUGCUCGGGUUGUUCGAGCCUUAUGGACGUGAGGUUGUGGACGGAAACGAGGUCGCAGAGCCAAGCGGGAGCGAUGGCGCUGGGAGCAGCGGCAAGGAAGACCUCCGAGGGAAGUAUUCAAUUUUUGAUGCGGAUGCGGUGUGCGGGAAGGGAGGGAGAUUGGAUCAGGCUGCGAUCGGGGUCACUUUCUGGGACCACGAUGAGGAGCUCUAUAUCCAGAACAACACGGUGGUGUGGAGCGCGGGGCAUCAGGUACGCAAGCGAUUCAGCUGCGAUGCAACUAUCGUGCAGGCGAAGUGGUGUCGGAUGAGCGAUACGCGGGAGCCGUUGCUCUGUGUAUUGCAUUCGGAUUUCAUCAACACGUACACGCCGUCCGGUGAAAUGCACAUUGUGCCCUUGCAUUGCCGAGUCUCUGCAAUCUGGCCGCUUCCGUGUGGAUUGUUGUUGCAACGCGGGCCGGAUAGGACCCCGAGAUUGAGCUCGGAUACGUUUUCCAUGGCCAUGGAGUCGCCGAUCCAUCCUCGUGAUUGGCUUCGUGAAGGUUUUCGGGAUAAUGUGAUCUCUCCUGUGCCGGCGGGGAGCUCUAGUGCGAGGCGGUCUAGUUUUUUAUCUACUCUGCCUGUUAGGCCGACAUCUUCGUUUUUCUAUCUGCAGCAUCCUCUUGAAAUGCCGCACCCGGUUAGGGUUGAAGAAGGGGCGAAGACGAGGUUGUUGUCUGAUAUGGACGAGAAAAUAAUUUGGAGUAGUACUGCAGUUCCGUAUGUUGUGACAUACCAUACAGCGAAGAGACAACAUACUGUGUGGGAAGUGAAAGCUGCGCCUGCAGAGUCCGAGUCUAACAUUCUGAAAGGUGCGCCUGCGUGGGAUAUCAUGGAGAGUAUUAGUUUGCAGCGUUCCUGGACCAAAAAGGGCGGACAGCAGCAGGCCCGAGAGGUGUUCAUGGCAACUGAUGAAGAUGGGGUGCCAUUGUUGUGCCUUGUUAUCGCGGAAUCGCAGCAAUUGCUUGCCCUUCGACUUCAUAGUUCAGAUCUAUCCACUGAUGGACAGGAUAAAUCAAAGCUGGAGGUUUCAUGGAAUAUCACUGCUAUAUCGGCUGCCCCGAUCGUUGCCACUCGCCCGAGGCUGAAAAGCACGGGUUCUGCUGCGUAUGAUAUUCUGACCUUGUCCCCUGAUGGUACUUUAUUUCUUCAUAUAGGUCGGUAUCAUAUAUGCCGCUACUUCCUUCCCAUCUCGGCAUUGGAAUCUCUCAAAGUAAGACCUCCAGGCAAGGGCUCUGUUUCAACCUCCAUGCCGUCGGAUGCUACGAGCAGUGGGCGAGAUGGAGCUCAGAAAAUAGUGGGUCUCUGUGAUCCAGUGCAAGGUCGUGUCAAUGUGGUGACGGAAUCUGGAAAAAUGUACCGAUGUGCAGUCAGUUUGACCCCUUCAUCAGCUAUAACUGUUCUGUGCAUGAAUGCUUUAUCCCAAGGUCUUCGUCCCGCUCUGUACCGAUACCUGUUGUCCCGAUUGCUGGAGCGAGAAUUCCCAAUUGUAGAUGCUUUGCGUGUAACAACGGCUAAAUCUAGUGGAAAACCCGACCUGGAUUGGGCAGCUUUUUCUGGCCUCAUUACGGAGAUUAUUAGAGACAUGCCUGGUGACGUACUUCCUCCUAAAGACCUUGCCCCUCCCAAGCCGGUAAAGGACGAUCCAUCUUCAUGGAAAUUUUUACUGCAGAGUAGUAUGCAUCAAAGCAAUUUGGCAGCUUUGCGAUACCCAGCUCUGAUGCCGGAGGAGAACUUCAGCAUUCUGGAGACUCUCCCAUUGCCUGGACCCAUUAUUACAGAUAACGCUGAUACAGAGACAGCUGUUUACUAUUCGGUGAUGGUUGAAAUUCUUGAAGUUCUGCACGCUGUUUAUGAAGACUGCAAGCUCGAUACGUUGCGCUGGCGAGAGCUUUGGCAGUUGGGAGCAACUCUAAGCAGUCUGGCAGCAGCGAGCGGGGAAAUGGGAUACGUCGAUCACUACUCACGCGACUUUCCCCUAGCUGUUCUGCCUUUGCCGAUCCUACCAGAAUCAGUGAGCCUGAAAAACAAUGGAAAAGUUCCUCCAAAUCUGUUUCAGUGGCUUGAGAAAUGUUUGAAAGGCAAUCGGCCAGCUGAGAAUACGGAGAGUUUGCCUGGUUUACUCACCAAGGAGACGGCUAGUUGUGUUGAUUGGUCCCGCAGAGUGAUUGGGUUCUAUGAUCUUUUGACUGGAGGGGAAGUCGUGAACGGGCGCCUACCAUCAGGUGUGCAACUUAGCAUUUCAUCAGGCAUUGCUACUACUGGAGAGCAGCGCACAGUGCUUGCCAUGGUAGCUGAAGGCUUCGGAUUACCCGAGCUAGAUCGUCUUCCCCCUGGAGUCUCCCUUCCAUUGCGUCAUGCUUUGGAUAGAUGUCGUGAAGCUCCCCCAGGAAACUGGCCAGCUCAAGCGUAUGUUCUUAUUGGCCGUGAGGAUUUAGCUUCCACUCAUGUAGCAAGGCCUUUGAAACAUAUGACAUCGCAUAAAAUCGGCGAGAAUCUCAAAAUGGAUGAGUCAGGGACAGUAACCAAGCAGCCCGACUAUCUUUCGAUGGCAGCCCCUUACACUUCACAUCUACGACCUAUCUCCAGUCUUCCUGGGUUUAGUGAUCCAAAUGAUACUGCAGAUGCCAAUGGGACCACAGCUGGAGUAGAUCCUCAGUUGGUUGAUGGUAUGGAGCACAUGGCCACCACAUCAGCACCGCUGCGCUUUGGUCGAGAUCUUCGCUUGAAUGAAGUGCGGCGGUUGCUGGGUUCAUCAAAGCCGGUGGCGGUGCGAACAAAUAAUGUACCAGAUGUGAGUGACCCUGAUAUUGUUGCUCUGCAGCAGGCACAACUAUGGCAAUUAGCUCAACGAACCACCGCAUUGCCUUUUGGACGAGGAGCUUUCACUCUAGGCACAUCUAGUGCAAUGUUGACAGAGGCUCUGCCCAUACCAAAACUGAUACUAGCAGGACGCCUUCCUUCGCAAAAUGAUGCUACUGUGAAUUUGGAUGCAAACACAGCCAACCUUGCUGAUGUAACUUCAUGGCCGGAUUUUCAUAAUGGUGUCGCUGCUGGUCUUAGGCUUGCUCCAGGUCAGACAAAGAUCUCUCGCACCUGGAUUGUCUAUAAUAAACCUGAUGAGCCAAAUUUUUCACACGCGGGCUUGCUGAUGGCUCUGGGGUUGCUUAAGCAUCUUGGUGUGCUUGCUGCGACCGAUGUUUAUCGCUACCUUUCUCAGGAGCAUGAGGCAACGACUGUAGGUGUACUCCUGGGUAUGUCUGCCGCUCACCGGGGUACCAUGGACCCUGGUAUUUCCAAAAUGUUGUAUCUCCACAUUCCAGCUCGUCAUCCCCCUUCUUAUCCAGAACUGGAGUUGCCAAGCCUCGUGCAGUCUGCAGCAUUAUUGGCCGUCGGUCUCCUGUACCAAGGCUCAGCACACCGUCUAACCACGGAAAUUCUUCUUGCGGAGAUUGGGCGGAAGCCUGUUGGUGAUAAUGCGUUGGACAGGGAAGGGCAUGCUCUUGCGGCAGGUCUUGCUUUAGGACUAGUAACUUUAGGUCGAGGAAGGGAUGCCUGGGGUCUAGCUGAUCUUCACAUCGAAGAUCGCUUGAGAUACUACAUUUCUGGUGGGAGUGAUACUAUUGAUGAACGGCAAAGAAGGUUUGAUGGGACCGUGAGUAGUACCAACUCAGUGUCGAGAGCUUUUGACGACCAAACACAAAUUAUGGAAGGGUCAACCGUCAAUUUGGAUGUCACUGCUCCGGGUGCAACUCUUGCUCUGGGGCUCAUGUUUAUGAAGACCAAUUGUGAAGUGGUAGCAGCUCGACUGGCCAUUCCGGAUACCCAUUUUUCUCUUGAGUAUGUUCGACCUGAUUUCAUAUUGUUACGAUUAGUGGCGCGGAGUCUGAUUUUAUGGGACAGUGUGCAGCCAACAGAGGAAUGGAUACAGGCUCAGGUACCUGGUAUCGUGAAGGAGGCAAUUCUAGUUUCUUCGAAGGAAGGUUCUCCUGAGCUACCCCUUAACGCUGAUGCAGACCUUGAAGCUCUUGCGCAAGCACACGUUAACAUUCUUGCUGGAGCUUGUUUAUCGAUUGGACUGAGAUAUGCAGGGACAUCCAGUGCGGAAGCUCGGCAAUCAUUACGACAUUACGCUCUCUAUUUUAUGAAUGAAAAGCGUGCAGCAGUUCCACAUGGUGCUGCUGCAAGCCCUAAUAAUAGGCGUCAAUAUGUAGACCGUAAUAUCCUUGAGACAUGUCUCAAUGUUGCCGUGCUUUCUUUGAGCCUGGUCAUGGCUGGCACAGGCCACCUUGAUACUUUCAGGCUCUUGAGGUUCUUGAGGCGAAGAACAGAUGCUGAUGGUAUCACAUUCGGGAAUCAGAUGGCCAUAAGCAUGGCCAUUGGUUUCCUUUUUCUUGGUGGAGGUGGUCUUACAUUUGCGACUAACAACGGUGCAGUAGCUGCACUACUGAUUGCAUUAUAUCCCAGGUUUCCAACUGCGCCUAAUGACCAUCGAUGUCACUUACAGGCAUUCCGCCAUUUGUAUGUUCUGGCGACAGAAAAGCGCUGUUUGCAAACUGUUGAUGUGGACACUGGACUGCCUGUCUAUGUACCCAUCGAAAUGACCUUGAAGGAGACGGCACACUAUGGUGAAACUACUUUUAGCCGGGUGACACCUUGUAUUCUUCCAGAGCGGUAUCUUCUGAAGCGAGUGCGAGUUUGUGGUCCGCGGUAUUGGCCGCAGGAUACUGAGCUGCCGGCUGUAGACAAACCAUGGUGGGAACCAGGGGAAUCAGGUCCUUUUGAUGGGGGUAUUUUGUAUGUGAAGCGUAAAGUAGGGGCGCGCUCGUAUGCAGACGAUCCAAUAGGUUGUCGAUCUUUGCUCUCUCGAGCAAUUCAUAAAAGUGGCGAUGACAAUUGUUCACGAGCAGCUGGCAGAAGUCAGCUUUCUGAAGUAGAUCAGCUAGUGAGCACAUUCUCAGCUGAUCCCAGCAUGUUGGCUUUCGCUCAACUCUUCUGCAGCGGAGCUGACAACAAGAAAUCUAGUGGGGAUUUCGACAAUUUCUGUUUACAAGCUUUAUAUGAAUCUGUGAGCACUGAUCGUCCAGCUUUACUGCAGACAUACUUGGCACUGUAUACUUCGGUUGAGGCCUUGAUUGAUCGUGCCACUGGUAGGGGAACUAGUGCAAACGGCAUUUGUAGCGACUCUCUAUCAAUAUACAGUUUAAAGGUUGCAAUGGCGUAUUGUGACAACAUAGAUCAAAGCGCAGAGGGCAAGCCCCUUGUCCAACGCACCUUCUUAUCUGGACUUGCAAAAAGGGUGGAUGAUGUUCUAAACAGCCCUCUUCGUUCAUCCUCUGAGGCUCAGGAUGCAGAAAUGAAGCCUUACUUUUCUGAGCUGUUUUCUUACCUUGAUACCUGGCAGUUCCCAUUGAAGCAGAUAACACAAACAGAACAUGGUGUGAAGAAAACAUCAGGUCUAGGGACAAGAGUUUGCAGUAUAAUGUUCUCAUGUUUCCUCUGUUGGUAUGGAAUCCCUCAGCCACAGCGUGUAGCCUCUGUGCUCCAGCAGUUAGUUCUAGAGGUUCCGGGUUUUCUGAACACCAGGCAAUCGGAUUUGCAUUCUGCUCUUCCGAUGCUUGGACUUGCGUUACCCAGCACGCCAUUGCCAGCCUUGUUACGGAUUUCAGAGUGCUUGCCAUUUCUCUCUCUUGCUAAAUUCAGGUAGAAUGACACUGCCUGUGAUGGGCAGCGCUCUCUGAAGCUAUAUCAUGGUUAAGCUUAGAAGUCCGAGCUCACAUGAGAGGUCUCGACUAGAGACAGGUAUUGUAUCGUGUUGUUGGUUCAAGUGAAUUUCCCUAUGGCCCAAUUCGACCUGUGUAUCACAUUAUUUUGAUGGAAAACUAGGGAAAGAUUUGUGGAGCAGAGCGUUGGACCACAUGUGGUAGCAUGUUUCCUACUUAUCGUUCAUCAAACCGGAUUCUAGACAACACAGAAGGCAGAAGGGACGAACAACAAUUAUGAAUUGUGAUUGGGCGAUUAUACGGAGGAGCGCUAUAUUCAUGCUGCUUCAGGGAUUUAUUUUUAUGCCGAGGCAACCAGAUCUGAUCACAAUGUAAAGAAGCAUGAUUCACCGAUCAUGGCAUGCAGAUCUAGCUCCAGGUUUUCAUCAGUGCUUUCUCAUCUACCAUGUAUUUGGAAAGAGGAAAGUCCCCAUGCUUGCGGAAGUGUGGCAUGCUUGUAAUCAAUUCCGGCAGUAAUCUGAUCAGAAAGGUACUGCAAAGAACUUCGAAUUAAACGUUUUAUGAUCAUGCAACGACAGAGGGAAACUCAGGAUAAAACUACUGCAUUGUUUAUUACGGGGAUGUUCUGGUAAAAUUGUCACUCUACUUGCUCAGCACGGCUCUGGCAUUUGCCUCCUAACUCCAAGACCAGAUUCUGUAUCUUAGAUGAGAACUAAACAUGUUGGUGCAUCUCCAGGACAUGUUGGAGAAUGCACACGCAAUACACAAGGUCAUCUUUAGCCGGACUUUGCGGACUCAUGGGAAAUAGCUUUAAAAAAGAUAUUGCACACUGCUCGAAAUACUACCAAAAAAGAAUAGAAAAUAAAAGAAAAUCUAUCUUUGGUUCGUGAGAUGCAGAUUCUGGGCAUUUGAGGCUUAAGUUUUGCUUUGUUGAAAGCAAAUUUGGAAGCCUAGCACGAGCCCCUUGGCAGCACCCACAACAUCGAAACUGUUCACAUCAUUCGAGCCACCUGCCAAUCUGCAAAGCAUAAGGUAGAUGCAAAGGACAAAGUGGGGGAAAUGGGGGCUAAAAGCAAACCAGAGGCUAGCACCGACAGGUGACACUAGGUGGAGGAACUUGCGCACUGAGGACAGGACAAACAGAUGCGUGCUUCCUGCUAGGAAUCACAUACGCUUACCAUAAAUCAAGGGCCGCUCCCUCCGAGGUCGCUCUCAGUACAGAUCCCUGCUUAACUAAAUUAUUUCUCUAGUGAAGCUGGUGACGCCAGGCUGAAUGUGGGGUACUGCACACAAAUGACGACAGUUAACAAUGUUGGAUUCCAGCAAAAAUAGCCACCCCGCCUGUCUUUUCUGUACACCGCACGACCAUUAGUGGAGCACAAGGCACCUUUGUAACUCUCACGUAAGCCUUCUCCAUUAGUCCAGUUUUUUCUUCCUCCUUUGUCAUUUCCGCCAGGGAGACACUACCUGGCUCCUCUUACACGAACAAUCCAAAUUUGAUACUCUUCAGAGUAGGAGGGAUAUUUGAAAUUGCUGCACAUCCAAAAUUUAAUAGUUUGGGUAGAUUCAAAACACAUUAGUAUGUUUACUUUUGCAGGUAGUUGCAAGGUGAUAAAAAGUAAUUUUUUUAGGGCGAGAGUAUCACAAUGGACGAUGUAAUGUAUUAAAAUAAUGGAGUGCAAUUGAUAAUAA